This is a messenger RNA of Exophiala oligosperma, 3380 nucleotides long. RefSeq lists its product as uncharacterized. The transcript has a single exon. Gene Ontology annotation, molecular function: ubiquitin protein ligase activity. Gene Ontology annotation, biological process: ubiquitin-dependent protein catabolic process; protein ubiquitination. The record is from RefSeq and is a predicted model, not a curated record. The coding region runs from base 180 to 3263 and encodes 1027 amino acids. NCBI's taxonomy places the organism in Eukaryota, Fungi, Ascomycota, Eurotiomycetes, Chaetothyriales, Herpotrichiellaceae.
GUGGGAGACCUCCAUCUUAUUGCUUUCUCUCAUUCGGCAUACUCAGACACAAAUACUCACCUUGGUCUCUUCAUCUCACUCGUUCUCACUUAUUCCCCUUCUUCCUGUGGUUUCGAAUUCGUUUAUUCAACGGAUGAAUUAAUAUACAAACCAUUGCCCGCGCAUGCGGGAGACGAGACAUGGUCUCCGUCGAAUCUACCCUGACUCAGACGGCAAUAUCUGGAGUAGCCUCAGUGUCAGCGGAGUUGACUUCAGCAGGGUUGGAAACCGCCGCAGCCAAUGCUACCUCCUUCUUUGGAUCGGCUUCCUCAAAGGACUUCCUUCGUGCCCCGCUACACCUCGCUUCCCACCUCGAGCGAUCCUUUAUCAAUCUCUGGAACACAUUCAAGGUAGAGAGUUUGGGUCGACAUACCUUCUUCGGACCCGGGGCUGUGAGACAGGCAGCUGACACAGGAGCACAAGUCAUGGCCGACGCAGCUGCAAAUGCCGGCACAGCGCAGGCCCUGGGUGGAACAGCGCCCGCGGGUUGGGCAGCCUUCUUCGCAGAAGCAUUUCAAGCCAGUACAUUCAAGAGCUAUUGGGGCAUGCUACACUACAUAACCUCUAGGUGGGCUUUUACGGUCCUUGCCCUGGCCCUCAUACUCAACCGGAUUGGGGUCUACGGCGCCGCCAGGCAGCGCAUUUAUCUGGAUUGGCCAAAGAGACUGGCCCUUCGAAUCGUGCCUAUACUACUCUUCAUUUCACAAAUACAUCAACUUCUGCAGGCAAUUCGAUGCCAGACCUCACCCGACUUCUCGCUCUACCGGCAUGGGAAUAACAGUAUGUACAGUCUGCUGGAUUGGUCAAAAGAUGGUGGUGCCCUGCAUACCGUGAGCUCGGCUGUCUUGUUCGGAUCUACAGAUGCUAGUGCUUGUGCUGCUGUAGGCCUGAGCAGGCCAUCUGCGGAUGUGCGCGCACCUCGAGGUUCCUUCUCCCUCCUGUGGCCAUCCUUCCUACGUUUGAGCCUGUCUAACAUCGUGGAGAGUUUGUCUUGUUCACUGCAACAGAUCCCUGCCACGACGGAGGUCGGUAUGACUGUGUUCGAACACUCUCUGGCAUUUGCAGAAGCAGAGACGGCAUUGUCACAUACCCUUGGUUUAGGUCCGUUUGGCUCGUCAAAACCCUCCGACGCCAGCUCUUCAAACAUGACUACACCCAAUUCUCAGCCUACAAUACCAGCCUCAGGCACCCUUCUUGCCUUGGCUGAUGCCACUGCGUCCCUGACUGGCCCUCACAUUCUGGAUCGGGUGAAUGUGCCAGUAGAAGUUCUACUGGUAACGUUGCUCUCGUGUGGCAACUCUUUGACAUCUCAUGUGCUUGCUGUUAUGGGCAAGCAGCGUCAAUGGCGUCUAGUCAACACCGGGAUCUGGGGCAUGGCUUUUAUGUCCUCGUUUGUCUGGGGUCUUUUCAGUACAAGCACGAUGGUCAGAGGUGGCGAUGAUGUCGACGACCGCCCAGUCAGCAGCUUAUUACAUUUCCCAACGGUGGCUAUUGUCGGGUUCCUUCCACACAUGGCUAUCCUGUUGGGUAUCGGCAUCUGUUUCAUCAUCUAUCUUGUUGCACUCACUUUCACGGCAGUAUCACUGGGGACAAACCCCCGAAUUCCACAACCCACCAGUCUCAAAGAGCGAUUCAGCAUUGCACAUGACAAUCUCCAAGCAGCUAUUCAGACCAGAGGCAUCCAUAUCCGUUGGUAUGAGGACUUUUACACGGCCCUCCUUCGGGUCGGUUUCGCGGCUUUGACCGCCGCCUCAGAAUCUGUUUUCCUCAACGAAGGCAGAGCCGUUGAAGUACGGCAAUUCACUUGGAUUGAGGAAGACAGACUGGAUGAAUUUGAAGGUGCCAGAGAUGAGAAGUCGGGAACUUCAAUAGGUCAGCAAUUUCAGAUACUUGAAGAAUAUGGCCUUCCAUCCUCGACCCCUGGAGGUAUGGACAAAGGUGGCGUCUGGGAAUCUGGGUAUUUUAAAGAGCGCAAGUUCGACAGAAAGGAGGGUGAGCUCGAAGCCAAAGACUCUUUUGUUUACCCCACCCCUCGAAACGGUGGAGUUGGCGCCGUACAGCGUACUACUCGAUUCUAUUUGUUGAUGAUUUAUCUUCGAGGGAUUCUCUUCUUGAUUGCGGGUUAUGUUGGGUUCGGUGCUGGAGUCUUGCUUGAUUCUUUUGGGAUUACCGGUCGACCUCGUUGGCUCAGGAGAUUGGUCGGUCGGUCACUCAAGAAGAUGCACGAUGAACGCAACAGUAACGGGAGAGGGCGUAUGCUCGACUUUUGGUUGAUUGCGGAGGAUGGAAAGUUGACGGUACCCCUCACGGACGACAUCGAUAUCGAGCCAGAAAUGCGUAGACGAUUGAUGACUGAAUUUCCCAGUGACAAAGUUGAUGAUUUACUCGAUUCCAAAUUGUAUGACUGGUGGAGGUCUGGUGGAUGGUUUGGCCUGAAAGACGGGAGCGGUGAUUAUCAACCGCCCCCUCAGCAGGAUGAUUUUGAUGACACGACGAGUGUUAUUUCCACGACUACCGAAGCCACGACUGAUCGCAGCGAGAUUGGAGAUGAAGACGAAGAUGGAUGGGAAUCAGAACCCGAUGGUACAAAGACACCGACGCAGACCUCUACUGGACCAACCUGGUCGUUUGCUGGAAUUGAAACCAGAGAAUCGACCCCUUUCACCGACACGCCAUUGGAUACCACGAAUCUAGCCAGACUUUUAGAUCCGCAAGAUCGAGAAUCACGAGACGAAGCCCGUAUUCUAGCAGCUCAUUUGAAAAGUGUAUCGUCUGAGACUCCUGGUAUCAUGACACGUUCCCGCUAUCAACGGGAAAUGGAGCGUGAACGAGCUCGUAUUCUUUUGGCUGGGAGGACACCACAAAAGCCAUCUGGACACGUUCCGACGAUAUCCCUUUUCGACAACUCACAUGUCUCCGGUCCACGGCCGUUGACCAAUGCCGAAGAGGCGGAAGUGCUGGAGUCGCUGAUACUGAGUCGACGAAAGGCCAAACUGCCGUCUUUACAAUCUCUUCCUACUUUUGACGAUGCCGAUGAUGAGUCACACCGGGCCGGACCAGCUUGCGUGGUAUGUCAGACGUCGGGUAGGUCGAUCAUCGCGUGGCCUUGCCGAUGUCUGAUAGUAUGCGAGGAUUGCCGGAUCAGCUUGGCAUUGAAUAACUUCGGAAAUUGCGUGACUUGUCGAAGGGCCGUUCAGGGAUUUGUGAGGUUGUACGUGCCUUGACGAAGGCCAGAGAUGACCUUGGUGGGAGGGAUUCUCCUUCACCAAUCGAUAUUGCUUACCUACUUAUUUUAGAAAGGUUCUCCUAGUGGCUUGUGUACGAAAUAGCAGAGUAUGAUU